Messenger RNA from Nannospalax galili (Upper Galilee mountains blind mole rat), 1244 nucleotides. It is a transcript of the gene Utf1, whose product is annotated as undifferentiated embryonic cell transcription factor 1. The record is from RefSeq and is a predicted model, not a curated record. The transcript has 2 exons. The coding region runs from base 140 to 1162 and encodes 340 amino acids. Lineage: Eukaryota; Metazoa; Chordata; Mammalia; Rodentia; Spalacidae.
GGGCGGGGCGGCCCUGCGGUGGGAGGGUCGCACAGACCCCCCGCGGGGUCCUCAGAGCGCAUGUGGGCGGCUCGCCAGGCGUUCACCUGUCCGGUAUCCCUACAGCCCGGGAACCCGCGCACCCGGACCCGGUCCCGGGAUGCUGCUCCGGCCCCGGCGGCCGCCCCUGUUCUCACCGCCGUCGCCGGCUAGCCCCGACGCCGAGCUGCGGCCGGCCUCAGACAUCCCGAGGACCCCUCCCAGGGCCUUCGCCGCUCCGGGCGCGCUGGCGGAGCCGGGAUCGCCCAAGUCCCCCGUGUCCCCGGGCUCGGCGCAGCGCACGCCCUGGAGUGCCCGGGAGACGGAGCUGCUUCUGGGCACGCUCUUGCAGCCGACCGUCUGGCGCUCGCUCCUGCUGGACCGCCGGCAGGCCCUGCCCACCUACCGCCGCGUGUCUGCCGCGUUGGCCCGCCAGCAAGUCCUGCGCACGCCCGCGCAGUGCCGGCGCCGCUACAAGUUCCUCAAGGACAAGCUCCGCGACGCCCAGGGCCAGCCUUCCGGGCCCUACGACGACCAAAUCCGCGAGCUUGUGGGGCUGCUGGGCGACCAUGGGCACAGGCGGGUCCGCCGCCGCCCUCCCGGGCCUGGGCGCCCACAGCGAGGCCGCCGCUCGACCCUCACGAUGGGACCACCCGCUCCGGCACCGGAGGAGCCAGGGGCUGCGCUGAAGCCGACCACCCGGGACGCCGACACCGACCCCGCUUCCGCGCUCAGGUUCAGCUCCUCCACGAAGUCCGCGGAAGCCUCCCGCCCGCCCGGCUCCCCGCCCGCCCUUACGGCCCUCGGCACCCUGGCUCCUGAGCCGGGCUGUGUCCAGGGAUCGCCCCCGCCGCCAACCCUCGACCACGCCAUGGAAGACCCGGACGACCCUCCUGGCUUUCCUCGGGACCGCGCGCCACCCCAGCCCGCUCCCCCGUCGCUGAACGCCGCUCUGCUGCAGACCCUGACGCACUUGGGCGACAUCGUAUCCGUCCUGGGCCCGCUGCGCGACCAGUUGACUACCCUGAACCAGCACGUGGAGCAGCUGCGAGGUUCCUUCGACCAGACCGUGUCCCUGGCCGUGGGCUUCAUUCUUGGCAGUGCGGCUGCCGAGCGAGGCGUCCUUGGGGACCCGCGCCAGUAAGGCCUUGUUUGUUGUCAGCUCCCCCAUCCAGAGCCCACUCCUCAGGCUACCUCUACCUCCCUGUGCAGUCUCCACCCCGACC